CGGAUGAGAUGCCACUUCACUCCCGCCUGCAUCCUCGUCUUCCCCGGUUCCCCUACUUCGGAGUCGGAGCUUCUCCAAAUCCAUCAGACGGGGGAGCGGAAUCACACCCCAGCAAUGCCGCUCUGCAGCUUCUACGCCUCCACCUCCCUCCCCGUCGCCAAGCCGCAUCAGUCCGUCGCGUCCUCCAAGCCCCACUCCACCGCCGCGGCCUCCGUGGCGACAACCGUGCCGACGCGCAGCGCCGCGGCGGCGGUGACGACGACCGUGCCCACGGCGACCGCGGCGCUGUUGCUGCACCUGCCGGAGCUGCCGUCGCAGGUGAAGGACAAGAUCCUGAGCCUUGAGCUGAUGGGCGUUGACUACGGGCGCGCGCUGGAGCUGAACCCGGCGCUCCGCGACGCGGCGCCGGAGUCCAUCCACGCGGUGGUGUCGUUCCUCCAGUCCCGGGGGCUCCAGUUCAAGGACCUCGGCCGCGUCUUCGGCAUGUGCCCGUCCGUGCUCACCGCCAGCGUCCGUGCCCACCUCCGCCCCAUCUUUGCCUUCCUCUCCGACGACCUCGGCGUGCCGGAGGCCGCGCACCGCCGCGUCGUGAUCAAGUGCCCGCGCGUGCUCGCCUGCAGCGUCCGCGACCAGCUCCGCCCGGCCCUCAUCUACCUCCGCCGCCUGGGCUUCCGGGACGGCCGCGCGCUGGCGCUGCAGGACCCGAUCCUCCUCGUCUCCAGCGUGGAGCGGACCCUGGCGCCCAAGCUGGAGUUCCUCGCUGGGCUCGGCAUGUCCCGGGACGACGCCAUCGCCAUGGUGCUGCGGUGCCCGGCGCUCUUCACCUUCAGCAUCGAGCGCAACUACAAGCCCAAGUUCGAGUACCUGGUGGACGCCAUGGGCGGUGGCGUCGAGGACGUCAAGGCGUUCCCGCAGUACUUCGCCUUCAGCCUCGAGAAGCGUAUCAUGCCGCGCCACCGCGCCGCGGAGGAGGCCGGCGUCGCGCUGCCGCUGCCGGACAUGCUCAAGGCCACCGACGAGGAGUUCGCGGAGAUGAUCGAGAAGGAGAAGAGGCUGCAGGAGCAGACAGAGGCGACGGACUGAGCGCGCGCCAUGCCGCACGCUUUUGUAUGCGCAUGAUCCAAGGGAAUUCGACCGCCGUUUCCAUGGCGAGUGUCCUGGCCAUGGCGGUAGCCAAGUAGCCAUUUGAUCCAAGUAACUAGCCUGUACAUAUGCGUUGACAUUAAUUGGUGGUCGCGACCGGUAGCUAUGAGAUGAGGGAGAUGGCAUUUCUUUCUGCAAUUGUAAGCACUGAGCAGCAAGUCGUGUCGUAUGUACAUAUAGUAUAUCUAUCAAGUAUUCAAGUUCUGAAUUUCUGAAUUCAGGAGCAGUCAUAUACUUGCUGCAAUCUUAA
This is a messenger RNA of Setaria italica (foxtail millet), 1393 nucleotides long. Its product is annotated as transcription termination factor MTEF1, chloroplastic. The transcript has a single exon. Gene Ontology annotation, molecular function: double-stranded DNA binding. Gene Ontology annotation, biological process: regulation of DNA-templated transcription. Bases 4 to 1083 code for a protein of 359 amino acids. The record is from RefSeq and is a predicted model, not a curated record. NCBI's taxonomy places the organism in Eukaryota, Viridiplantae, Streptophyta, Magnoliopsida, Poales, Poaceae.